UGAUAAAGUAUUGUAGUGUUCGUGAUUUUAUGCAAGACAAGUACUAUAAGUGACUACUUGAAAGUAAAUACUUGCAUUUGUCAGAAAAAAAGUGAUAUCGUAUAGAGGACUUUAAAGUCUCUAGCCACACCCUUUAAGAGUUUUAGUGUCUUUGAUGCUUUGUGACAUUUUUUUUCUUUGUGGCUUCUUGUCCACGGCGGCCAUUUGACCACUUUUCCUCUGGUGGCUACAUCUUACUUUCAGCUAAAGUAUUUAUGCUCGUUCCAACCGCGGCAUUGUUCCGACGUGCGUGAUAUGCAGCCGUCCGAUUUUGCGGACGAUGAGGUCAGAUGGACCGGACGGCAAAUCAAGGAACUGCUCCGUGAAGCAUAUCGGGUCCACCGGGCUGAGCUGCACCGGGUGCGUUCCUUCUGGAUGAACGAGUUCGGGGAGUUCCAGCGGGCCAGGGAUGUGGCGGCAGCGGCCGCGCUGAAGGCCGCCACCGAUGAGUGGAACCGGCUGUGGGUGCAGCGCGAAGAGGACAUUCGCCAGGACAUCCAGACCAUGAGGGAGAGCGUUCGACUCCACGUGGAGAAACACUGGGACAACAUGGAGUGGCAUCUGGACCGCACUGUGGAUGAAUGCGACCAGGAACUUCAGCGCGUCAAGGGUGUCAUGGAACGCAAGGUCCAAGAGAAGGAAGAGCAGCUGAACCAACUGAAGGAGCUCAGCGCCAGCGCACUGACAAAGCUGGAAGAGAAGCAAAAGCAGAUAAGCCAGGUCAAAGACAUCCUGCUCCUCCUCAAGUCACAGCUUGAGGAGAAGGAGGAGGAGAAGCGGCGGCUGCACGAUCUGCUCCGCUCCGUCACCUGCGAGCUCCAGCGGGAGCGGCUUGAGAGCGAGCGCUGGAGGAGCAACGCCCUGGAUCUGGAGGAGCGCUUGGAGGCAGGCAUGGUGGCCAGAAUGGAGGUGUUGGAGCAUCAGGAGCAGCUCCUCAAACGCGUCAACAACGUCAAAAGCCUGGUCAAAGGCUUCGUGGGACACAACAUCCGCUUUAGGAAGUCUGUAAAGAGCAACGACACGAGCGACGACGACCAGGCGAACAAGGAGAGCGAGUGCAAAAGCGAGAAGGAAGAAGACGGACAGAGAGUGAAGAGAGAGAAGAAGGAAAGGAAGGAGUAUGAGAAGAGAGUCAAGAAAGAAAAGAAGGAGCGAGACAGGAAAGAGAAGAGGGAAAGGAAGGAUCUCCAGAAAAAAGAAAAGAAAGAAAAGUUUUGAAAGUCAUGAAGAUGAAGUAGCAGAGUGUGAAGCAACAGCCUUAAUGAGUCAAAGCAGUUCUUCACUGCUUUCAUCAGAUGAACCAAUUUAUACACCUAAUAACCCUAAGAUAUUUCAUCGAAAAGUACAUAGUAUUUUUUUCUUUCACAUAAGAGGUAGCAGAGUGUGAAACCUAACCGUAACCCUAAACCUAACACAAAAAAAAAAAAAAAAAAAAAUCAUUUGCCCUGAAGAACCCCAAACCCUAACCCUAACCCCAAAGUCUAAUCCCCAAAUAAGCCUGACUUUGGUACUCUGCCCAGGUCAGGCCCAUGAAUGAAAACUCACCAUUUUGAUAACUUCACAUCUCAUAUGUCUCAUGAAGAGUCUCUCCAAUUUUGAGGAGGAUCCAACUCACUGCCUGGGUGCAAUGGUCUCAAACGUGCACCCUGGUUUUUGACAAAAAUGGCAUGUUUUUCAAUAUUUAAUCCAAAAUACCUGAUUUCCUGUUGGGUUUGGAAUAUGGGUGCAAGAGACUUUUUGAAGCAUUUUUACACAAGGUAACAACUCCCCAAACUUAAUCGCUCUACAUUGAAAAAACCUAAAUGGAAAGGCCUUUUUUUUGAACUCCAGGGGUGUCACAGCCAUUUUGUGACAUUUUUUCACAACGUUGCCAAAUUAUCGAAAUUUUCUCGCAUGCGCAUGUUUGUGAAAAUUUUGGUGAGUUUUUGAGCAUGUUGAGACCUCCAAAUUGGUGAUUUUCAUUUGCCAUGAAUCCGCAUGUUUGUGAAAAUUUUGGUGAGUUUUUGAGCAUGUUGAGACCUCCAAAUUGGUGAUUUUCUUUUGCCAUGACAAAAAAAAAAAAAAAAAAUCCUUUGCAAAACAAUAGGGCCUUCGCACCAUGUUGGUGCUCGGGUCCUAAUAAUCCUUUGCAAAACAAUAGAAUGAAUGCACCGCUGGGCUGAUGUGACGGUGAGCAAGAGAUCGCGGCUCUAUUUUGCUUACUGUUUUGAUGCUGGCGUUGUGUUGCACAAGUUGAUGGAAUAAAUGAUUAGAAACCUGACGAAGCUGGCGAUUUCUUUGGAGAUGUUACCACAAUAAGAAUUUUCACCUUAACUUAUAAAGACUGGCGAACGAACGACGACCGCCGGCCGAGAUUGAAAUUCUACAGCCCUAUUGUCGACCCAGUUCAUGGAUGCACACACCAUGUUUAUAUUUUCCUGUCAUUUACAUCU
Corythoichthys intestinalis (scribbled pipefish) is the source of this 2471-nucleotide messenger RNA. RefSeq names its product DNA ligase 1-like. The transcript has 5 exons. The coding region runs from base 295 to 1257 and encodes 320 amino acids. NCBI's taxonomy places the organism in Eukaryota, Metazoa, Chordata, Actinopteri, Syngnathiformes, Syngnathidae. The record is from RefSeq and is a predicted model, not a curated record.